Pseudophryne corroboree (corroboree frog) is the source of this 1636-nucleotide messenger RNA. It is a transcript of the gene STYX, whose product is annotated as serine/threonine/tyrosine interacting protein. The record is from RefSeq and is a predicted model, not a curated record. Gene Ontology annotation, biological process: regulation of ERK1 and ERK2 cascade; protein dephosphorylation; negative regulation of SCF-dependent proteasomal ubiquitin-dependent catabolic process. Gene Ontology annotation, cellular component: nucleoplasm; cytoplasm. Bases 342 to 1034 code for a protein of 230 amino acids. Lineage: Eukaryota; Metazoa; Chordata; Amphibia; Anura; Myobatrachidae. The transcript has 10 exons. Gene Ontology annotation, molecular function: protein tyrosine/serine/threonine phosphatase activity; F-box domain binding.
GAUGGGAGUUGUAGUCCAUAUGAGCGUUAGCCAUGACACGGGCAGGGCAGAGCAAUGUGAAUGCCCCGGUGAGGAAGAGGGAGCUGUGUAAGGAAUAUAGGUGACAUCAUAGAGGGUAUUAUACACGGGAGAUCCCCCACACAGAUUACACUACACUGACGGUACGCGUGACGUCGCCACGUAACCGCACCGUGUCCACGGGACGUGCGCGCCGCCACGCUCUGAGCUGCUGGCGGGGGCGCGCCGGUUGGUGUGUAGAUCGCAGCAUGGCCCGGGUGGCGGAGGCUGCUGGCAUUAUCAACGGCCUGGCAGCACUGUGACCCCGCACCGCUGUGCGCGACAUGGACGGCGUGAAGCUGGAUUUCCCUUCCCUCCCGCAAUGUAAGGAGGACGCCGAGGACUGGAGUUAUCCGAUGAGAAGGGAGAUGCAGGAAAUUUUACCUGGACUGUUUCUGGGUCCGUACUCUGCUGCAAUGAAGAGCAAGCUGUCGAUACUUCAGAAAUACGGAAUAACGCACAUAAUCUGCAUAAGACAAAGUAUUGAAGCAAAUUUUAUUAAAGCAAACUUUCAGCACUUGUUUAGGUAUUUAGUGCUGGAUUUUGCAGAUAACCCCAUUGAAAACAUUAUACGUUUCUUCGCCAUGUCCAAGGAGUUCAUUGAUGGCUCUUUACAGUCUGGAGGCAGAGUUCUCAUCCACGGCAAUGCAGGGAUUUCUAGGAGUGCGGCCUUGGUUAUUGCCUACAUCAUGGAAACGUUUGGAUUAAAAUACAGGGAUGCUUUCACCUACGUGCAGGAAAGAAGGUUCUGCAUCAACCCCAAUGCUGGAUUUGUUCAUCAACUUCAGGAAUAUGAAGCCAUCUAUCUCGCCAAGCUAACCAUUAAGACGAUGUCUCCUCUGCAGUUGGGAAGGACUUUCUCUCUACAAUCUGGUGCUGCCGGAAGUCUAAAGCGGUCGCUAGAAGAGGAGGACGACGAGUUCGGGAACAUGCAGGUCUCUGCGGCUCAUGAUGAUGAUGAUGAAGACACUCUAUAAGCAACCUGUCAUUUUCAUAUUCUGGUGCUGCUAUUGUGCUUUAUAGACAAUAAUAUGACUUUUUCCCCAUUUAAUAAAUGGGUGGCACCGAUUGUUUCACUGCUUUUUACACAGCCGUUUUAGUAAAAAAAAAAAAUUAAAUAAAAAAAAAAUAUAUACUAUUAUUUUUUUUGUUCGGAUGUGCAAAAGAGGUAUUAUUGCAAUAACGCACUUUUCAUACUUGAAGAUUUUUUUUUUAUUUUCAGGGUUUUUUUUUGUAUAAUAUAAAAUAAUUUCAUGUAAUGCAACCGAUGGGAAAUAGACAUAUUUCUAUGUUAUUUAAUUUAUAAGAAAAGGCUUUAGUAAUGAAACGUUUGCUGAACUUUUUGUGUGUUUUUGUAAAUACAAUUUUAUAGGUUUAGAAGUUUUUAACAAAGUGGAUUCUAUACAAAAAAAAAAAAGGCGUUCUCGACCACAGGGGGCGGUUGUACACUAUUGAUAUAACCUUCUAACUUAUCAGUUGUUUUUAUUAUGCAAUUUAUAUUGUGGCGUUGGCCUGAAAACUGAUUCCUUCAUAACAAAUUUUGUUCUGACAUUUUCCAAAUAAACAGACUGUAAAUCUA